Molecule: messenger RNA, 1686 nt
Organism: Arvicanthis niloticus (Nile rat)
Lineage: Eukaryota; Metazoa; Chordata; Mammalia; Rodentia; Muridae
Gene: Naaladl2
Product: N-acetylated alpha-linked acidic dipeptidase like 2
Source: RefSeq, a predicted model, not a curated record
AAUGAAGAGGCCGAGGUCCAGAUUAUCAGCCUCCUGCCACAGCAAACUCCCUCCCAUAUCACUAGGAGCAUUCAGGUAAAAAGAUGGCUUAUCAGAAGGUCAAGGCAGAACCAAGAAUCUCAGGACAUUCACAGUAUUUAGACAAUGAUGACCUUCAAGCCACUGCCCUUGAUUUAGAGUGGGAUAUGGAGAAGGAACUGGAAGAGCCAGGCUUUGACCAGUUUCAACCAGAUAAUGCUGAGCAUCAGAACUUGGGGCACUCUGAGCCUUUAGACCUCCAUCUUGAUUCCAUUCAACCAGCAACGUCACCCAAAGGAAGAUUCCAGAGACUUCAAGAAGAGUCUGACUGUGUGACCCACUACACAAGAUCUGCACCAAAGAACAACCACUGCAACUUUUGCUACCUGUUAAAAAUACUGUGCAUAGCUACCGCUCUGUUUAUUUUUGGAAUUAUAAUAGGUUAUUAUGCUCACAUGAAUUGUCCUUCUGAUGCCUCACCAUCAGGAACAAAUAACCCACAGUUAUACCAAGAUAUUCUCAAGACGAUCAAAGCAGAAGAUAUUAAGAAAUCCUUCAGACAUUUGCUACAACUCUAUGACAGUGAGGAUGACAUGGAAAUUUCAAAGAAGAUUAAGAGUCACUGGAUUGAAUUGGGCUUGGAAGAUAUACAGUUUAUAAACUAUUCAGUGUUACUGGAUUUUCCCGGGCCCUCUCCAAGCACCAUCACUGUGAGCAGCACUGGCCAGUGCUUUUAUCCUGAUGGCCAACCUUGCAGAGAAGAAGCCAGAAGAGGCCACAGCCAAGAUCUGUUCUACUCAUAUGCGGCCUAUUCUGCCAAAGGAACUCUCCAGGCUGACAUCAUCGAUGUGAGUUAUGGAACCAUGGAUGAUUUAAAACGAAUUACAAAGUCGAAAAAUAUUACCAAUCAAAUUGCACUCCUGAAAUUAGGAAAAUUACCACUGUUGUAUAAGAUUUCCUUAUUGGAAAAGGCUGGGUUUGGAGGUGCUCUUCUCUACAUUGAUCCCUGUGAUGCGACAGCGUCUGCAGUGUCUAGCUCUGAGCCCUUUAUGGUGACUCUGAAUCCAGGAGGGGACCCCUCUACACCUGGAUAUCCCAGUCAUGAUGGAAGCUUUAGACAAAACCGACCAAACCUCACCUCCCUGUUAGUGCAGCCCAUCUCUGCAUCCCUUGCUAAAGUGCUCAUCUCUUUGCCAAAGCUGAGAAUGGAUAAAGAUGCCUGCAGCCCCCUAGAACUUUCGCAUAAUGAAAAGAGAACUGUCACUUUACAGGUACAGACAAUAACAAAAUUUAAAACAGUGUCUAAUGUUGUCGGAUAUCUAAGAGGUUUGACAUCACCAGAUCGGUAUAUUAUAGUUGGCAGCAACCACCAUGCUGGAUACAGUUAUAAUGGACAAGAAUGGGCCAGCAGUACUGCAGUAAUCACAGCAUUUAUUGAAGCUUUGAUGUUAAGAGUGAAGAAAGGAUGGAGACCAGAACGUACUAUUGUUUUCUGCUCAUGGGGAGGAACACCCUGGGGCAAAAUUGGCUCCUAUGAAUGGGGAGAGGAUUUUGCGAAGAUUCUACAAAAAAAAUGCUGUGGCUUACAUUAGCCUUAAUAGUCCCAUCCGGGGCAACUCCAGUCUGUAUCCAGUAGUGUCGCCAUCUCUCCAGCAACUGGUUGUAGAG